Molecule: messenger RNA, 2489 nt
Organism: Uloborus diversus
Lineage: Eukaryota; Metazoa; Arthropoda; Arachnida; Araneae; Uloboridae
Exons: 13
Coding region: 7-1659 (550 amino acids)
Molecular function (GO): protein binding
Source: RefSeq, a predicted model, not a curated record
GCGAGCAUGCCGAAAGCGAAGUCCCAACGGGUUGGGCGUCCGAUCCCGGUAUGGACUGUUCACCCUUUGUUGUCACGAACUACCACUCAAGAGAAUUUGAAUACUGGGGUGGACAACCCGAUGUACUAUGACAGUGAGUCUGGUCUCUGUUCCAAACAAGAUGUUUGCAAGAAAAAACAUGAUACUUGGUCGGAUACUGAAUCUUAUACUGAAAAGGAAAAUGGCGGGCGAGUGCAUCUUCUGUUAGUCUCGAUCUGUAUUUUGCUCUUGAUCCUCAUCGGAAUGAUAAUCACUGUGAUCUACCUAGCCAUUGGUGAAGUAAGGCUAUCAUCUAUGGAUGUUGAUGAUGACUUUCAAGAUGAUGAAGGAAUUAGUCUUGUUGAAGGACGUAUUAGAAUCACCAACAGACUUUAUAAAGUACAAUUUAAGGAUGAAAGGACUGAAGAAUUCAGGAAGCUUUCUUCAGAAAUUAUACAAUCUAUGGAUGCAAUAUUUCUUCAUUCUCUUCAGCACUAUAACAGGACUACCGUUUUGAGUUUUGACGAAGGAAGCGUCAUCGCAAAAUGCCAAAUACAUUUUACACAACCACGCAAGGAUGCUACUCAUAAAAUCGGCAUGACAGUAAUAGAAGCCCUGGAAAGAUAUCAUGGAUAUUUGCCUGGAGGAAUGUUGCAAGUUGACAUCCGCUCCUUGUGUUUCACUGGUCUUCCCAACGUUAUUGAUCCAGUCUUAUCAGACGCUGUAAAGCUUCCUAGUAAGUCUGGUCUUCCCGACGUUAUUGAUCCAGCUUUAUCAGAGGUUGUAGAGCUUCCUAGUACGUGGGGUGCGUGGUCCGAAUGGAGUAUAUGUGCAGCACCUUGCGAAAUGCAAACAAGGUAUCGUAAAUGUAUAGAUAUUUCCACACCUUGCGCAGGAAAAGAAAGAGAAGUCCGCAGUUGUCCGUGCGAUGUAAAAGAUGAUCUGUUUACUAACAAUGCAACAAGUGUAAUAAUGGAAUGUAAUGGUGAUUGUGCAAUUGGACACAUCUGCAUAUUUUUGUACCAAACGCCAUAUGCUCGCUGUUUGGUGCCAAGAGAUGUAAACGAUCCCUCAGGUUGUGGUGGCUGGUGUCUUGGUCAUCAUCAAUUAUGCAAAAAUUUAGGAAACGCAACAUUUCAAUGCGCAAUUGUUCCUCCAUGUAAAGAUGGUGAGUGGCAAUGCUCAAAUGGGCUAUGUAUUCCAAUAACUGAUAUCUGCAAUGGUCAUGAAGAUUGUCUGGAUAUGUCUGACGAAUUAAAUUGCAACUGCGGUAGUGGCUACUUCCGUUGUGGAAAUAAUACUCCAUGUUUACCAGAUAAAUUUAAAUGUGAUGGAAAAGUGGACUGUUGGGAUGCUAAUGAUGAGCUUAACUGCACUAAAAGUUGUCCAACAAAUGAAUUUAACUGUAAUAAUGGCAUGUGUGUCGGUUUGGACCUCUUUUGCGAUCGUUAUCCUGAUUGCUCUGAUGGCACGGAUGAGCCAGAUGGUUGUGGCGAUCCUUGUUUAUCGACACAAAAGGAAUGCAAUAAUGGGAGAUGCAUCUAUAGCGAAUUUUGGUGCGAUGGUGUUGAUGACUGUAAAGAUGGAAGUGAUGAAAAAGAUUGUAGUAGCACAAGCUCACCACUUAAAAAACAACCAUAAUGAUGCAAUGCCCAAUUCAUUCAAGACAUAUCUUCAUCAUUUGUUAUGACGUGUUACUUCAUAAUCAAUCAGUAAUGUUUUUAUCUUUUAUACAAUUUUACAUGGAUGAUUUAAUGUUUAUAUUUGAAAUCAUACAAAAAGCUGUAAAAAUGCUUUUUAUUCCAUUUGUGUUUUCUCUGCAUCUUUUUAUACGUCUAUUUUUACGUUAUUCAUUUAUUUCAACUACGAAAAAGCAUUAUCAUGAAUUUGUAUUUCUAAAGAAGUUUAAAGGUCUCAAAGGACGACUUUUCAUCUGUGAUAACAUUGUUGGUUGAGCCUAAGAACAAUGGCAUUUUGACACGACUUUUUGAUUCUAGAAAAUUUUAUUAGUUUAUUUCAAUGCAAGUGGAAUAUUAUAUUUAAAUGUAAUUUCCUUCUAUCAUAGAAGUGUGUUCAUUUAAGUGAAAAAAUUGAAUUUAGGUUUUUCCCCUCUUGCUAUACCUUUUGUAGCGAAAAGGAUAAACCACUGUGAGCAUGAAUGUAUGAAAUCACAUGAAUGAUCAAAUAUUAUCUAUAUAGCGCUCAUGUGAUUUUAUCCUUGUGAAUGACUAAAUGUCACUCUGAAGCAAAUGGAAGAAAUUUAUAUGAAUAAAGAGCUUUUAACUCCUCGUGAGUGGUGUGAAGUAAGAAAGCGUUCUAACCAGGGCUCGCUUAACUUAUCAGGCAGCCCUAGAGACCAAACCCCUUUUUCAGGGUCGUCAAAUCUUUACAAUUUUAGGUAUUGCCUGAAAUAAUUUUCCUUAAAGAGCAGGAAGCCUAAGUCACUGCUAAGUUGACCAAUUCAGUAAUCA